CAUUAUAAGAAUAAUGUGAAUAAUGUUAAUAAUAAUGCGGUAGCGAUUCCUAUCAAUAACGCAGAAAAUAAUGCUGAUAAUGCAGAUGAUAGUAAUAAUAUAUCCAAUAAUGAAAAUGAUAAGAAAAAUGCAGAUGAUGAUGAUGAUAAUGUACCAGUGAUUAACAAAGUUUAUAAUAAUGCGAUCGAAAUUCAUAUCGAUAAUACAGAAAAUAAUGCUGAUAGCAAUAAUAUGGUUAAUAAUGAAGUUGAGCAUACGGUAGAAAAUGAUGAUAUUAAUACUGAAAUAGAAAAUAUUAAUAUCAAUGAGGUAAGGAAUAACGCUAUCGAUGAUGAAGAAAUUAAUGAGACUGAAAAUAACGAUAGCAAUCAGUAA
Molecule: messenger RNA, 375 nt
Organism: Dentiscutata erythropus
Lineage: Eukaryota; Fungi; Glomeromycota; Glomeromycetes; Diversisporales; Gigasporaceae
Source: the annotation of a GenBank genome assembly